AUGAUUCGAGCUUUCUUCUACAAUACGCAAGGGGGACGCGCAGACUUCACACUGCUUACUCAAUGGGCAUGUCUUCCGUCAUUACGGUUGACCCAAGAUGCAGAUGUGCAUAGUUUUCAGGACGCCGAGGGUCUAGUAGAUGAAUAUCUGCUAACGCGAAAGUCCAACGUGAUUGCUCUCGAGGUCACAGAAAGUAUGAUCAACGACAACGAUCUCGAUACUCUGUUUUGCGCUAUCAAGGACCUACACACAUUCAAAUAUGAGUACGGCUUUCCGAACAACUCUGAGGGCUCUUGUCGAGCAUCUCGACCUGGAUACGAAGAAUGGGACAUUCGCGCAGUCAUUGAUAUUCUAUUCAAUUACGCUAGCCACAGCCUCGUCGUAUUGGAUUUGGCAAUAACUAACAUUGCAAAGUUAUCUCACAGGAAUCGCUUCGCUGGCAGAAUCUUUGUCGGUUCUCUCAAACGAUUCCGUAGGCUGGAGAAGCUAAGAGCAGACACUAUGGUCUUCGUCGAAUCGGAAGUAGAAAGACUCCUCAUCACAUACGUUCUGACGUACCUGACAGACAGUCACGACGAGCCUUUCGUACGAAUUGUGAAUGAGGCGGAGGAAUAG
Molecule: messenger RNA, 615 nt
Organism: Letharia columbiana
Lineage: Eukaryota; Fungi; Ascomycota; Lecanoromycetes; Lecanorales; Parmeliaceae
Exons: 2
Coding region: 1-615 (204 amino acids)
Source: RefSeq, a predicted model, not a curated record